Messenger RNA from Parasteatoda tepidariorum (common house spider), 991 nucleotides. RefSeq names its product Dynactin 3, p24 subunit (gene DCTN3-p24). NCBI's taxonomy places the organism in Eukaryota, Metazoa, Arthropoda, Arachnida, Araneae, Theridiidae. The record is from RefSeq and is a predicted model, not a curated record. Gene Ontology annotation, cellular component: dynactin complex. Gene Ontology annotation, biological process: cytoskeleton-dependent cytokinesis.
UUAUUUUUUCUCAGAAAAUGACCCAGAACAAUGCUUCAAACUCGUAAAAAAAUAAGUAUAAAGUGUCAACGUACUUAAUCAACACAAUCUCACCUGAAAAAUAAAAUUAAUCUGUAUUUCAUAAAUAAAUUAUUGACAGUUUGAUAUUUUUUGCAACCGCGCUUUCUUGUCCUUUUGAUUCUAUUUAUUUAUUUUUUGACAGUCGACAGAUCGGCUGACUUUUUACAGAACUCAAUUUUUAUAAAUAAUAUAUUUAAUUAAGAAUUUGAUUUGAAUUGAUUUCCGUACAUUAUUGUUUGAAAUGCAUGAUACUGAUACAAUUGAGGCUAUUGAAAGUCGCAUAAAAAGCUUAGAAGACCUUGUAUAUGGAAAUUCAGCUCCAGAUUCUGAGAAUAAAUGUGUGGAAACUUUAAUGAAUGUUCAGAACAAGUUACAGUCUGCUGUCACUGGAAGAGAAAAGAUAACUACGGUAUUUUCUAAAUUGGAUGACCUGGAAAAAUAUUUAAAUCCAGAUUUUAAGGAGAAUGUGACUUUAACUGACCCAGUAAAAACGAAUUUGGUUCUUCUAGAGGAAGAUAGAAUAAGGAAUGCAGUGGAUUCUUUACAAACAGUGAAAGAAUUAAUGCAAUAUUUAGAUAGUGAGCACAUCAAAGUUGUACCAUCUCUUUGUCCUAAACUAUAUGAAGUGAGUCAGAUUCAAAUUAAAUUGCAAGAAAAUGCUGCUGAGCUGACCAAGGAAACUAAACAACUCAUUGCAAACUAUGAUGAUCUUGUUUUAUCUCUGUCAAAACAGUUUAUUUUGUGGGAUUCUAUUCUGUCUAAGAUAGAAAAAGAAAAGCUGCCUAAAAAGAAGAUUCUAACAUAAUUUAAUACUUACCGUAUGCACAGCACAUUCAAGGGUGAAAAUAAUAUUUUUAUUUGUAUUGUAGUUAAUUAUAUGUUGAUUUAUUUAUGAUUCAUGUUUUAUAUUAUAAAUAAAAUUUUACUCUAA